This is a messenger RNA of Microthlaspi erraticum, 1116 nucleotides long. The record is from the annotation of a GenBank genome assembly. Lineage: Eukaryota; Viridiplantae; Streptophyta; Magnoliopsida; Brassicales; Brassicaceae.
AUGGAGGAUAGUCAGUUCUGCAAGGCUAUGGCAGCGUUAGUGAAUCCAUCAAGACGUGGCCAAUUGUUCUUUCUGUUGCGUUCGUCCUUACAAUACAAUUUUCAAGGGAAUGUGGAACCAACUGAAAAAAACAAAAGCCUGGUGACUCAGGAGAAGAGCAAACCACCGUGGCAGAACAAUGGAGGAAAGAAUUAUAGCGGAAUGUUGAAAUUGAGUCCCGCAGAGAUAGCAGAAAAGAGGAGAUUGGGCCUUUGUUACAAAUGUCCAGAGAAGUGGUCAAGAGGGCAUCAAUGUCAGAACAUGAUGUUGCAGGUGUUUACACUGAUUGAUGACGACUUCGUGGAGAUUACCGAUGAAGAUUGGAUGGAUGGGUUUGAGGAGAAGACAGAGACGAGCCCAGUACUAAUGGAGUUAUCUCUUUGCUCUUAUCUGGGACUUGACUCACCGGUUGUUACAAAACUUUGGGGAGAUAUUGGUGUGGAUGGCACAAGAGUGUGCAGAGACGUUUCACUAGAGCUUCAGGGACACGCCUCUGUCAUGAACUUGGUGGUGUUAGAAUUGGGGAAUGCAGAAAUAAUACUUGGAGUUGAUUGGUUGCGAACACUGGGGAAGUGUGAGCAUGAUUGGGACAAACACGAUAUGUCUUUUAUAUACAACGAAAAGUUGGCUGCUCGCUUCUAUGGUCCAUUUGAAGUUUUGGAGAAGAUUGGAGAGGUGGCUUAUCGAUUGAAGCUCCCUGCAGAAUCCAAAAUUCACCCGGUUUUCCAUGUUUCUCAGCUGAAACCAGUUCUCGGAACGCGUCAUCACGUUUCACCUCUUCCGGACUCGUUCUCGACUCGGCCGGAACUUGUGAUCGAACCUGAGGCUGUGUUGGAUACUCGCUACAACACUGCGGGUCACUUGGAAGGGUUAAUCAAGUGGAAGAGCCUUCCGGAACAUGAAAAAACGUGGAUUCGUGCUUCUGAUUUACUCGAACAGUUUCCUGAACUUGAGGACAAGCUUCUUGUCGACGAGGGGGGUAUUGUUAGAUUGAAGAAUCGUUUUGUGAGGCAAAGGAAGAGAGGAGUUAGUCACGAGCAAGAGGAAGUUGCAACAGAAGCUGAGCUGGACAAAUGA